Molecule: messenger RNA, 384 nt
Organism: Psilocybe cubensis
Lineage: Eukaryota; Fungi; Basidiomycota; Agaricomycetes; Agaricales; Agrocybaceae
Exons: 4
Coding region: 1-384 (127 amino acids)
Biological process (GO): proton motive force-driven ATP synthesis
Source: RefSeq, a predicted model, not a curated record
AUGUCGACUAUCCUCAGGCAGGCAGCGUCCGUCGCAAGACAGACAGCGUCCAGACGCGCGUUCUCCGUUUCCGCAGGCGUCCGCAAGGACCUCGUCCAGGACCUGUACAUCCGCGAGAUCAAGGCAUACAAGCCCGCACCCACUGCUAAAGACGCCCACGUUGGUGCUGUCAAGAAAUUCACCGCACCCGCGGCCCCCGUUGCCCCCGCCCUCCCCGCCGACCUCGCCGCUGAGCUCAACACAUACGCUACCACUGAGCCCACGCUCGCUGACGCCACCGCGUCCACCAAGGCCUCUGAGCCCACGGAGGCAUCCACAGGAGGCGCCGAUGCGUUCCUCGCAUUCCUCGAGGAGGACCUCCCCAAGCCCGUGCACCACCAUUAG